This is a messenger RNA of Cylas formicarius (sweet potato weevil), 2727 nucleotides long. RefSeq lists its product as uncharacterized. NCBI's taxonomy places the organism in Eukaryota, Metazoa, Arthropoda, Insecta, Coleoptera, Brentidae. Bases 705 to 1961 code for a protein of 418 amino acids. The transcript is spliced from 2 exons. Gene Ontology annotation, cellular component: nucleus. Gene Ontology annotation, molecular function: DNA-binding transcription factor activity; DNA binding. The record is from RefSeq and is a predicted model, not a curated record. Gene Ontology annotation, biological process: regulation of DNA-templated transcription; circadian rhythm.
UGACAGCGAAAGAGACCGUGAUAGUGACCGGUUUCAUUUUUAUCCAAGAAUGCAAUCGGCAAACGGGCAGAAGUAGGUCCGCAGAAAGUAUAUAGCAACGGCGGGCCGGUACAUAAUAUGAAAUUGAGGACGCAAACAUAUUAUGUGUCGUGGUAAUCUAACGUAACUACUACGUAUUACUUAUAUGGCCGCGUUUCCUCCUGGUAUCCCUUUCUCCGGGCCCGUGUACUGUUCGACUUGCUUUCUUCGUUUCUGCCACUACUUCGCGAGCAUGUAGGUCACUAUCUCAUACUUUUACAUCCUUUAUUCGCUGGCUGGUAGCUAGUGUAUAGUCCGCGACCGUCAACUUGACUCUUGACAGCAGACGUUGGCGAACUUGCUGGCAGCGAAGCAAGCGAGCGAUCCGCUUCUCUCCGUUUCUCGGUGGCACGCUUGUGUUGCACUCCACUUAACAUCGUUUCAUUAACGCAAUCGCUUGGUUCGCAAACCUACUCGGUAUUUUAUUUCUUCAUCUCGACGACGACGAACGCGGUUGUUGCUGCUCGUGCCCGUUGUUUAUCUAAAUGCGUACGGCUGCCCGCCCCUGCACGCGUCCCCAACGCAAAACUGUGGUGCGUUUGUGAAUGUGAGUAGUGACGAUUUAAGGCGUAACCAUUGCUUCGCUGCACCACCAUCUCCGGCCCUCCGGUCCCGGACCUUUUAUCAUGCCGACCAUCCAUUCCGACAACGGAUUAAUGUUCCCACAAAAUCCUGAUGUAUUAAAACAACAUAUAAUGGUUGCGGAAUUCGUUGGACGCGGACAAAGUGGAUCCCCCGUAAACGGUGAAGUUCCUCAGCUCAAUUCGAACAUGCCGGCCAGUCACGGACGCGAAAUGUUACCGACGUCGACCACUCCCGGAUCGGACCAUUACGCGAUGUCGGCGGUGAAACACAAAGAGCUCUUCUCCCAAAGGAAACAACGGGAAUUCACGCCCGAGAACAAGAAAGACGACAACUAUUGGGACAGGAGGCGAAGAAACAACGAGGCGGCGAAGAGGUCGCGCGAAAAGCGCCGAUUCAACGACAUGGUGCUCGAACAGAGGGUCGUCGAAUUGACCAAAGAGAACGCUAUACUGAAGGCACAGCUGGAAGCGAUCAGGGAAGAAUACGGGAUUUGCGGCGAGAACGUGGUUUGCGUCGAGAAAGUUUUGGCCAAUUUACCGACCAGCGAGCAAGUUCUCAGCUUAACCAAAAGGCAAAAGUUGACGCACCCGCCGCCGAUUCUUUUCGGGCCGCAAAGUCCGAUUCCCACGCCGGUGAUUCACCAACCGGUGUUGGGUUCUCCUUCGCCGCAGCCCAUGCAGCACGCGCACAACAUCUUGCAUCCGCCGGCGCAUAUCGAGCCCGCGUACAGAGAACACCCGGAAUACCAUCAUCCUUAUCCCCUGUCUUACCACGCCCCGGUCCAUUACGACUCCAACAACGUGCUGAACUUGUCGAACAGGUCCCGAUCUAGAGGAGCGCAGUCCCCCCAUUCGCCGUUCGAGAUAUCCAGCAACUCCGGCGAUGAAAGCAGCGCUCCCGUGGCGCUCACCACGUGCGAAACCAACAACAGUCUUCCGCUGAAGUUGCGUCACAAGUCCCAUCUGGGCGACAAAGAUGCCGCUACCGCCCUCCUGGCCCUCCAAAACAUUAAACAGGAGCCCGGUCCGCGUGCCAGCCCGCCGUGGGACGGCGAAGGGUCCAGCGACGAGCGCGACUCUGGUAUUUCGCUGGGCGCCGAAUGGUCGGCUUCGCAGGCCGCCGCCACCCUUCAAACCCUUCAGAAACAGUCCCAGCUCCAAGCUAUACAGGAGGCGGUCGACGGAGGCGGCACCGUUGCCAGCAACCACAAACUGCACUCGCAAAUCGUCAGACUUACAACGGAGGUGGAACAACUGAAAUCGAGGAUGAAGGAGAAAGAGUCCGGGCAUCGCCAUUAGUGGAUUUGUCGAAAGAUAAGAGUGGCGGCGGCAGCAUCCUGUCGCGGUUUUUGUGAUUUCUCGUAUUGGAGAUGGACAUAUCAUGCUCCGAGCGGGGCAUAUUUAUUCUAGUGUUAGUAAUUUAUUUGUUAGUUUAUACGAGGUUAAUUUGAACGUCCGACGUCGUCCGGAAGACGUGCAUGAAUUUUUCUACGGAUCGCACAAGUAUCAUAAAGGACGCUUUCUUUUGCCAGUGUAUCCUCUUUUCCUUUUUGUUGUUGUCUCGUUUAUUUUUUAACAGUAAUAUUAUCGUAUCGUGUAUUAUUGGCGCUUUUAAUAGCUAUGACUUAAUAAUGCGUUAUCUAUCGUAUGCCGCAUAUGUGUUAUUGUAUAAUUAUCAUCACGGUUGUUUUCACCCCUCCGUCAUUUCGUUAUUACCAUCAUAGGAAAAAAAAUUAACGUACCUUUAUAUUUUCUAGCUGAUACAAUUACGUGUGAUUUUUGUAAACUAUAUUACAGGCUAUCAUUUAUGUAUAAAUUGUAUGUAAUUUUGUUACUUGCCAGCUAAAUCUGGCUAUUAGUUAUCUCCAUUCACUUGUAUAUUUAAAAUUAUAAAUAUUUAUGAUUAAGAUUGAUGCCGAUGGACGUUUACCUCAUUUCGAAUGAUUUUUUCCCGGGCUACGUGGUCUCUCCGGCAGAUAGAUUCGGCGACAACUAUGAGAAUGAAAAUAUGGUAUAUUUUCGUAUUACCGUUUCAUGUAUCCUAAUUAUAUAUAAAUAAAUAUUU